This is a messenger RNA of Zymoseptoria tritici IPO323, 1365 nucleotides long. RefSeq lists its product as uncharacterized. The record is from RefSeq and is a predicted model, not a curated record. Gene Ontology annotation, molecular function: oxidoreductase activity, acting on the CH-CH group of donors; flavin adenine dinucleotide binding. NCBI's taxonomy places the organism in Eukaryota, Fungi, Ascomycota, Dothideomycetes, Mycosphaerellales, Mycosphaerellaceae. The transcript has 3 exons. Bases 1 to 1365 code for a protein of 454 amino acids.
AUGCCCUCCGCCCCACCCAUCCCCACCAACACGACCAGAGUCGCCAUCCCGCCCUCCGUUCCCUUCGCCGAACCGCCCUGGGCCCAAGGUCUACCUUCCUACUGGCUCACUCCAGAACUGAAACAAUACCAACAACGUCUCCGCGCCUUCAUCUCCGAGAACCUCACCCAACACGCCUGGGAAUGGGACAAAGAAGAGACCGUGCCCGCGCACGUUUUCGACACAUUCGCCAAAGCGAACAUGCUGGUGCCCGCUCUACCCGCGCCCUUGCCGGUGAAGGAACUACACGCCGCGGGCAUACACGAGGUGAUGGGCGUCAAGGUGGAGGACUUCACGGCGUGGCAUAAUUACCUGUAUGGCGAUGAGAUGAUUCGAUCGGGUUUGACGGGACCGGGAGGAAGUCUGACGACGGGCAUGGCGUUUGGAGUGCCGCCGAUUAUCAAGUUUGGGAAUGAGCAGUUGAAGCAGCGGUUCUUGCCGGAUUUGUUGACGGGGAGGAAGAGGACUUGUAUCGCGAUUACGGAGCCGGAUGCAGGGUCGGAUGUGGCGAACAUUCGAACGACUGCAGUAAAGAGCAAGGAUGAGAAGCACUAUAUCAUUAAUGGAACGAAGAAGUGGAUUACCAAUGGUAUUUGGAGUGAUACUGCGGCUAUGGCGGUGAGGACUGGAGGACCGGGACCGGGCGGGCUGUCGAUGAUUGUGGUGCCUUUGAAGGGUCAGAAAGGAGUUGAUAUGAGGAGAUUGAAGGUCAGCGGGCAAGUUUCGGCGGGAACGACGUUCAUCGAGCUGGACGAUGUGGAAGUGCCGGUCGAGAACCUGAUUGGAGAGGAGGGCCAGGGAAUGAGAUAUAUCAUGACCAACUUCAACCACGAGAGAAUGUCCAUCGCCAUCGGCGUGACGAGGCAGUCUCGCGUUGUACUCUCCGCGGCCUUUGAGUACGUGCUCAAGCGAGAGGCCUUCGGAAAGACUCUGUUCGAGCAGCCCGUGGUCAGACAUCGCCUGGCAAAGGCUGGCGCAUUGGUCGAAAGUCUGAGCGCCUGGGUCGAGCAAUUCGUGUACCAGCUCACGAUAAUGAAGAAAGAGGACGCCGAUGUCGAGCUUGGAGGUCUCACUGCCGGUGUCAAGGCUCAUGCCGGCAUGGUCAUGAAGGAAUGCGCCGAUUGUGCCGUGCUGCUCUUCGGAGGCAACGGGUACACACGCACUGGACAGGGCGAGAUCGCCGAGCGGAUGUGGCGUGAAGUGAACGGCAACAGAGUCCCAGGUGGUUCGGAAGAUGUGAUGCUCGACCUCAUGGUGCGACAGCUUGGAAAGAAUUUCCAGAGGAAGACGGCGUUGCUGGAGAAGUGCCAGAAGUCCAAGAUGUAG